Leguminivora glycinivorella is the source of this 3524-nucleotide messenger RNA. RefSeq names its product valine--tRNA ligase (gene ValRS-m). Bases 37 to 3048 code for a protein of 1003 amino acids. Gene Ontology annotation, molecular function: aminoacyl-tRNA deacylase activity; valine-tRNA ligase activity; ATP binding. Gene Ontology annotation, cellular component: cytosol. Gene Ontology annotation, biological process: valyl-tRNA aminoacylation. The transcript is spliced from 6 exons. The record is from RefSeq and is a predicted model, not a curated record. NCBI's taxonomy places the organism in Eukaryota, Metazoa, Arthropoda, Insecta, Lepidoptera, Tortricidae.
UUGAAAUAUUUCAAAAUUAUAGUUUAAAAAAAUAAAAUGUAUUUCCGCCAUAACACUUAUAACAGUAUAAGGCCCUAUUUAUGUCUGUGGAGUCGCAGUAUUUCGAAAACAUCUAGUAUCAUUCCUAAGCCAAGCUUGUCGGCUUCGGCCUACCAGCCACUAUUUGUGGAAAAGCAUGUAUACCAAGAAUGGGAGAGGAAUGGUCUGUUCAUGCCGGAGAAUUUCAGUAACAAGCCCACUUUCAGCAUCGUGCUCCCGCCUCCGAACGUUACUGGGAAGUUGCAUUUAGGUCAUGCCCUAGCUGGGACAGUCCAAGAUGUAAUAGUCAGAAGGAAGAGGGCAAUGGGCCACAAUGUACUCUGGUUACCGGGCACAGACCACGCCGGUAUAGCUACACAGGGUGUAGUUGAAAAAUACCUGAAAAGCCGUCACAACCUCACUCGCCACGAGUUAGGCCGCGACAAAUUUAACAAGGAAGUCUGGAAGUGGAAGGAAAAGCAUGGCAACACCAUUUGCAAACAACUCAGGACUAUGGGCUACUCUUUAGAUUGGGGCCGGGAAAUGUUCACGAUGGACCGGAAACACGUAAACGCUGUGAACUUCGCGUUUAUACGACUGUUUCAAAAAGGACUGGUUUAUAGACAGAAGGCUCUGGUGAACUGGUGCAACACUCUGCAGUCAACUGUGUCGGAUAUUGAGGUGGAUAAUAUGGAGAUAAGUGGCCCAACAGAGUUGCAGUUACCAGGAUACAAUGAUCCGGUGAAAUUCGGCCAGCUAUACGAGUUCGCGUACAGAGUAUGCGACAGUACGGACGAAAUUGUGGUGUCUACCACGAUGCCAGAGACAAUGCUGGGAGAUGUGGCUGUAGCUGUGCAUCCAGACGAUAAAAGAUACGAACAUCUAAAAAAGAAGCGAGUCAUCCAUCCUUUCACCGGUGAAACUUUACCUAUAAUUUUCGACGAAUUCGUCGACAUGAAAUUCGGGACCGGAGCGGUCAAAAUCACUCCCGCCCACAGCAAAAUAGACUACGACGUUGCUAAGCAACACAACCUGGCUCUCCACCAAGUUAUAGAUGAACAAGGAAUUAUUAUAAACUCUAAAGAAUUUAACGGGUUAAAGAAAUAUCACUGCAGAGAAGAAAUUGUUAAAAGAUUAGAUGAGUUAGGACUUUUAAAGAAGGUCACACUACAUACGAUGAUUCUACCUGUUUGCAGCAGAACUAAUGAUGUUAUAGAAUAUUUACCAAAAGAACAGUGGUUUUUAAAUUGCACCAGUUUAAAUAAGAAAGCAAUGAAAGUUGUAGAGAAUGGACAAUUAAAGAUACAGCCUGAGAAAUUUGUGAAGAACUGGAUGAAUUGGUGCAAAGACGAUAGGGAUUGGUGUAUUUCCAGGCAGUUAUGGUGGGGUCAUGAAAUUCCUGGGUACAAGUGUAGUUACGGAUCAAACGUGUGUUGGAUUGCGGCUAAUGAUGAAAAUGGAGCCAAAAUGAUAUCUGCAAAAAUGUUAGAUACAGACGUAGAAAAAAUACAAGUGGAAAAAGAUACAGAUGUUUUGGAUACCUGGUUCUCUUCGGCGAUUUACCCGUUUUCCUCUUUAGGAUGGCCGGAUAAAUAUAGUCUGGAUUACGAUAAGUUCUAUCCCUUGAGUUUAAUGGCUACGGGGCAUGAUAUUUUAGGUUUGUGGGUGCACAGGAUGGUAAUCCUUGGACUUGAAUUAACGGAUAAUCUUCCAUUUCAAAAUGUGUUGCUCCAUGGAAUAAUUUGCGAUAAUAAGGGAGCAAAAAUGUCUAAAAGCAAAGGUAAUGUUAUAGACCCUAUCGAUGUUAUACAUGGAAUUUCUUUAGAUGAACUUAAAAAGAAAACUGAGAAGAUGUAUUCAGAUGGGAUUCUUAGUAAAAGUGAAAUGGCGAAAUCUUUGGAAUAUCAUAGAAGCAAUUUUUCGAAUACAAAAGGAAUACCAGAAUGUGGAGUAGAUGCAUUGAGAUUCACAUUAUUGUCACAGGAUAUAAAAUCUCAUUUUGUCAACUUUGAUGUGAACAUGUGUCAUUCAAACAAAUUAUUCUGUAACAAAAUUUGGCAGAGUGUUAAAUACACUCAUCUGCAGUUUGCUAAACUGAAAGAACUACCGGAAUUUACGACCGUUUUAGAAAAUGAUUUGACUUUCUUCGAUUCAUGGAUUUUGAGCAGACUAGCACAUAUGAUUACUAUAGUCAAUACGGCUAUGGAAAAAAACGAUUUCCACUUGGCCACAAAAGCUUUGAGAACGUUCAUUUACAAUGAAUUCUGCGACGUAUACUUGGAAACUACCAAACCAGGUUUCGAACACACAGACCAGAAGAUUGGUUACGCUCAUGCUCAUACAUUGAGCACCGUUUUAAACGCUUCUCUAAGAUGUUUAAAUCCUUUUAUGAUUUAUUUGACACAUGAUCUGAUACCAAGGAUACCUGCAUUUGAAGAAAGUAUUAUAUACAACUUUAAUGAUUAUGACGAUAAGUAUUAUAAGUACCCUAAAUCUGACGAAUUUACAAAAUGGAGAAAUGUAAAUUUGGAAACUCAAGUAGAUCAGUUUCUAAGUACAAUAUAUUUGAUUCGACAAUUGAAGGGAUAUUACAAUAUAUCUAACAAACUUAAACCAACGGUGUGUAUAAAUACAACAAAUAACAUUUUAAAGGCUGAUAUCAAUAAGUAUUCUGAUAUAGUGAAAAUUUUAACCAAGUGUGACACUAUUAAUUUUGUUAAAGAUACAAACAAAAAUUUCGUAAGUGGUCAGCUAGACACGGGCACUAAAAUAUAUGUUGAAUUAUUAGGUAAAGAUAUGUCUUUAGCUAUGAGAGAAGCUAAAGCUAAACUAAUGAAAAAAGUCAACAAGUUAGAAGAUUCUUUAGCAAAGGUACGACAGAAGAUGUCUAGUCCGAAUUAUGAAAAUUUGUCAGAGUACACGCGAAUGUUAGACAGAGAGAACGAAAAGAGUAAAAGAGAGGAGUUGAUGCAGUUGAAACGAUUGGUUGUUGAUGAUAAAUUAAUAGCCAGCGACAAUAAAGAAACUUGAAAUUGUCAUAGUAAAUAAAGUGAUUGUAAAACGAUUUCAAAAAUAGGGCUUUUUUCUUGUUAUUUUGUGACAUUAUGUCCGGUUAGCCAGGGGAGUAGUAUAUCUUGAUGUAACAAAUUUUACGUAUGAUAUUUUCUACUCUUAUCUCUUUUUAACUCAUUACGGAAACAUUACAUUAUCUUGCCAUAAAAAUUGUCGAUUUAUUUAAAUAACAUAAAAUCAGGGUUUUACAAGUCACCCAGGAGACCGUCGCUAUGGCAAAGUGAUGUGUUGAAUAAAUUUUAUUUCAUUUCGUUUCACGAAAUAAUAAAAAUAUUCACCCAUUGUGCUGUAAAUUUAUUUUAAGUCAACGUCAAAUGUUUGUUUACUAUUUACAUUUUCCUCCUUUUUCAUAAGGGGAAAAGUGUAUGUAAAUAUAUUUUUGACGUCUUCUAAAUGUAAUACUGUAAAUAUAAAUUAUUAUAUAUUUGUUACCA